This is a messenger RNA of Exophiala aquamarina CBS 119918, 1437 nucleotides long. RefSeq lists its product as uncharacterized. Gene Ontology annotation, cellular component: membrane. Lineage: Eukaryota; Fungi; Ascomycota; Eurotiomycetes; Chaetothyriales; Herpotrichiellaceae. The record is from RefSeq and is a predicted model, not a curated record. Gene Ontology annotation, biological process: amino acid transmembrane transport. The transcript is spliced from 3 exons. Bases 1 to 1437 code for a protein of 478 amino acids. Gene Ontology annotation, molecular function: L-amino acid transmembrane transporter activity.
AUGUCCAGGGUGAUAGGGACUGGCACUAUCGUGCAGACCGUUGGGAGCCCAGGUCUAGCGCUUGUGCUUUGGGUUGUUGGAUCCUUGGUCGGCUGGGCUGGACUUGUUAUUGACAUGGAGUACGGUUGUAUGUUGCCUCGCUCAGGAGGCUCGAAGGUCUAUCUUGAAUAUACUUACAGAAGGCCUCAUUUUCUUGCCUCAACUUUUGUUGCAGUACAGGCUGUUCUUCUUGGAUUUUCGGCAACCAACUGCAUUGUCUUCGCCAAAUACGCUUUGUUUGCUGCUGGCCAGCAACCUGGAGACUUGAACACUAAAGUACUGGCCCUUGGACUUCUCACUUGGAUCACAAUUGUGCAUAGCUGCUUCUAUCGCACUGGUAUUUGGAUCCAACAUAUCCUCGGCUGGCUCAAGAUUGGGCUUGUCAUCUUUAUGAUUCUGGCUGGGUUGUUUGUGGUUUUGUUCCGACCUCAUCUAUCGUCUGGCGCGUCUACAGGAACAGGUGAGGCUUCAAGAUCUCUUGUCUAUGCCUCCGACGACCUAUGGGGCGGCUCAAAUUGGGGCCUUAGCAACUUGUCUACAUCCUUUUUCAAGGUCCUGUACUCUUAUGCUGGACUCAACAAUGCCAACAGUGUUCUGAACGAGGUUAAAAAUCCUGUCAAGACCCUCAAGUUCGUGGGGCCCAUUGCUCUUGCGACCGCCAGUGUCAUGUAUCUGCUGGUCAACAUUGCAUAUCUGGCGGUAGUGCCAAUGGAGGAGAUCAAGCAAACGAGAGAACUCAUUGCUGCUUUGGUUUUCGAGAAGUUGUUUGGCCAAGGCUUUGGGGACAAAUUACUUCCCUUAACCAUCGCGCUAAAUGCAAUUGGAAACGUCAUGGUGGUAACUUUCAGUGCUUCUCGAGUAAAUCAAGAAGUCGCUCGACAAGGCUUCCUCCCCUUCUCUUCAACUUUAGCCUUUAACAAGGCCUUCGGAUCCCCCAUGGGCGGCGUCAUCGUUCACUACAUACCCUCAUUCAUAGUGAUCGCCGCACCCCCAUCGUCUACGGUCUACUCAUUCAUCGCAGAUGUUGAAGGAUAUGCUGGUCAAUUUUUUGCGAUUGCCAUCAGCCUUGGCCUCGUACUACUGCGUGUGCGGAAGCCUGACAUCUUCCGCCUAUUUCGAGCCUGGUUACCCGCAGUAUGGAUUAGAAUCGUUCUAUGUGUUGGCUUGAUCGUCGCACCAAUAAUCCCACCGAAAAAGGGUACGUCCGAUGUCAACUUUUUCUACGCCAUGUACGCCAUUCCGAGCUUUACUCAACGUGUCAGAUUGUUAUUCUCACUUUUCUACUGGUGGGUUUGGACAAAAGCCUUACCUCGCUAUAAAGGAUAUAGGCUGGAAGAAGAAGCCGUCAUCCUCGGUGAUGGGACAACAAUCACUAAACUGGGCCGCAAGGAAAUCUAA